UCUGGAGACUCCUGACAGGGAUCCUGGUGAAGACUGUUGGUGUAGUCCUGGAGACUCCUGACAGGGAUCCUGGUGAAGACUGUGUUGUAGUCCUGGAGACUCCUGAGAGGGAUCCUGUGAAGACUGUGUUGUAGUCCUGGAGACUCCUGACAGGGAUCCUGGUGAAGAGUACGUUGCAGUAGUCCAGCCUUGCAGAGAUAAAGGCAUGGACAAGCUGUACAAAGUCUUUAUCAUGUUUUUAUAUCAUUACAAAUAGGAAUAUCUGGUCGUUUGAUUCAGAAUGUCUCUCAGGGUGAUGAGAUAAUAGUCGGAUGGAUGUUAUCGAUACAUGAAAUGAAAUAAAAUUCCAGAAAAGGUCUCCUUGCAUUUGUCCAAGAGUAUUUCUCAUCAAUUCUGACAUAAUGCUGCUCAUUCAUGAUUAUUGAUGUAAUGCUGUGUAGAGUAAUGAUAAACAGUCGACUCCUGAUGAAUCAUUGAUUAUGUAGGCUGCCUUCCACAGUAGUAAACUCCCAUCCAGCUGGCGGCGCUGUUAUGUGUUUCUGGGUUCGCCAGCCAAUAACACAACGGAUUUUCUAAGAUUCCUUGACUAAAACACGGAAGUAGAAUUGGAGUAAAGAAAUACCCACUGACAGAUCUGACUAGGCUACCCAACUCUCAUUCGACUGAAAAUGUAUAAACUACAGUUGUURAGUGUGUUUUUAAAUGAUCGUUUAACGGCGGCUGCUGUGGAGAUUUUCGGGGAAGUAGAGAAAAUGUUAGUGGAGUACCAGGAGGAGAAUAAUCGUCUACGGAGCCUGCUGCGGAUCACACCGGACAUAAAACUAUGUAGAAUAGACUCCCUGCAAGUCUCUCUCKCUGACUCUGAAGAGGAGGUUCCCCCUGAACAGCAGCACUGUGAGCAGGAGUGGAGUAACAGUCUGGGACAGGAGGACCCAGAGACCACACAGAUUAAAGAGGAACAGGAGGAACUCAGGACCAGUCAGGAGGAAGAGCAGCUUCAAGGGCUGGAGCCUGAUAUCAUAGAGUUCAAUUUCACUCCAUCCUUUGUGAAAAGUGAAUGUGAUCAUGAGGACCCACUUCAGUCCUUGACUCUUCCCCAAACCCAGWCUGUGGAGAACAGAGACAGAGACUCUAAACCAGUAGAUACUGAACCUUUUGGCACUGUGACCCACCUAAAAGGUUUCAAAAUUCCYUGUGRCCCUCCAGAUAAUCAGAACAUUGCCUACUGCCACAGUUCAGCCAUAUGCAGYGACCMWGUAGRACUUGACAACAGCCCACCAUUGGAUCCCAACCCACAAUUGGAUCUUAAUCCACCAAUGGGGGAACUCUGCACCUGCCCCUUUUGUGGCAAGACCUUCAAACAAAAAGGAAAUCUGUCCAUGCACAUGAGGAUUCACACAGGAGAGAAACCAUUUAGCUGUGGUGACUGUGGGAAAAGCUUUAUUCAGAAGGGGGACCUAAGGAGACAUAUACUGACUCACACAGGAGAGAAACCAUUCAGUUGUAAUUUUUGCUGUAAAAGYUUCAAUCAGAAAGGGGACCUAAGGAGACAUAUMCUGACUCACACAGGAGAGAAACCAUUUAGYUGUGAUUACUGUGGUAAAGGAUUCAUUCGCAAGGAGCACCUAACUGCACAUAUACGGACUCACACAGGAGACGUGUCGGUCUCAAGCAGAACCUAACCACGCAGAAACUGAUAAAUAGAUCUAUGAUCGAUUUUAAUAUUGUAAAACAUUGUAUGUAAAUAAAGUUUGAUUUGAAUGAUGAGGUACUUAUCAAGCAGUACAGAGUAUUGUAGGACAUUCACAGGUCUGCUGUUCAAAGUCUGUAGAAUCGUUGUCUUYGUUAGAAACAGGAAUAUCUGAUCGUUUGAUUAGGAUCUCGUGGUGAUAAAGGGGCAGGCUGAUGUUAUUGAUGUCAUGAAAUACAAUUCCAGAAAAUAUCUCCUUCCGUUUUGUCCCAAAKAGUUUUUUCUCAUCAAUUCAGACCUAAUGCUGCUCAUUCACUAUCUGUAUUGCGAUUCGAUAUUGUGAUGUUAUUGCUAUUUGAUGUACAUAAACAUAUUACUCCCUAUAUGUCUCCUGCAGAGAGACGAGAGAGCAUCAGAAAAUGUGUUUUGAUCAUGGAAAUAAAAGUGAUGAAAAUA
Messenger RNA from Salvelinus sp. IW2-2015, 2146 nucleotides. The record is from RefSeq and is a predicted model, not a curated record. NCBI's taxonomy places the organism in Eukaryota, Metazoa, Chordata, Actinopteri, Salmoniformes, Salmonidae.